AUGAACAUUGCCAUUGUGACUGUGGACGCCUUUACCGAGCAUCGGUUUGGCGGGAACCCGGCCGGGGUGGUGGUGACGGCGGCGGCGCUGUCGGAGGAGGCGCAGCAGGCGUUGGCGACCGAGAUGAACCUCGCCGAGACGGCGUUUGUGGUUGUCCGUGGCGCGACGGACGGCGAGCUCGAUGCCGAGCUGCGGUGGUUUACGCCUGUGGCUGAGGUUGCGCUCUGCGGGCACGCUACGCUUGCGGCGGCGCACGUGCUCCUCCACACGGCACAGGCCGACGAGGCGCUGGCGGGUCUCGGCAUCGAUCGCGCCGGCCUCGAGCGAGUGGCGUUUGAGAGCCGGCAGUCGGGCACGCUGACAGCGCGCCGGGCGGGUGACGGGAGCGCGCGCAUCGUUCUCGACUUUCCGGCCGAGGCUGCCAUCGGCCCUGUGGCCGAGGACGUAGCGGCGGCAGCGGCGCUGGCUCUGCCCGAGGCUGUGCGCGGCAGCAUUCGCGAAGUUGUCUACAACCGUAUGGACGUGAUGGUGGUGCUCGAUUGCGCUGCGUUCGACUCGCCGGCCGCGUUUGCAAGCAUGGACGUUGAUCUGUCGGCGGUGGCGGCGGUGGAGACCCAACGCGGGGUGGUGGUGACGACUUCGUUCUGGACUCCGGAGAGUGACGCGGAAACGCCACAUUUUGUCUCGCGGUGCUUCUUCCCGUGCCUCGGCGUGCCCGAGGACCCCGUGACCGGCUCGGCGCAUUGCUUCAUGGGCCCGUACUGGGCGGUUAAGCUGAAUGUGGGAGCCGGGCCGCGAAUGGCGGCGAUCCAGAUGAGCAAGCGGGUCGGCCACGUCGGGGUCCGGGUCACCGACGCCGGGCGUGUCGAGCUCGACGGCGCGGCGGUCGCCGUGGGGCGGUACGAGGUGCUUGAGCCGAUUGCGUGA
Thecamonas trahens ATCC 50062 is the source of this 927-nucleotide messenger RNA. Its product is annotated as phenazine biosynthesis protein PhzF family protein. The transcript has a single exon. The coding region runs from base 1 to 927 and encodes 308 amino acids. The record is from RefSeq and is a predicted model, not a curated record. Lineage: Eukaryota; Apusomonadida; Apusomonadidae. Gene Ontology annotation, biological process: biosynthetic process. Gene Ontology annotation, molecular function: isomerase activity. Gene Ontology annotation, cellular component: cytoplasm.